Molecule: messenger RNA, 1454 nt
Organism: Notechis scutatus (mainland tiger snake)
Lineage: Eukaryota; Metazoa; Chordata; Lepidosauria; Squamata; Elapidae
Source: RefSeq, a predicted model, not a curated record
AUGCACUAUUUUUUUAUUUAUUUUUUUCCCACUAACCCUUUGUUGCUAAUACCUCUCCAACUCAUAGCUGGCUUUAUAAAGUCACCUCUCUCUCAAAAGAAACUGACAGAGGAAAGUGUGGAACUGCACUGUGAGGCUAUUGGCAACCCCAUCCCCGAAAUCCAGUGGUGGUUUGAAGGAGCUGACCCCAAUGGUACCGCCAUACAGCUGUGGGAUGGCGCCUGGCAGAACCGGGUCCAAAUCAGCGCAACCUACCAGCGGCACUCCUCAAGCACUAUCGCCAUCACUAAUCUCACGAUCAAAGACUCUGGCACGUACGAAUGCUGGGCCAGCAACGACCCUGAUCGUAACCACUUGUCGAAGAGCCCCAAAGUCAAAUGGAUCCGUUCCCAGGCGAAUGUCAUUGUCACUAAGCGUGAGUGGCAGACUCCUACGUGUCGGCGUUCCCACGGACACCGAAAUGUCUCCAACAUUACCAUCCCCAUGCCCCCCCCCGCCUCUCCUUCCACCCGUGUCCUGUGGCUUUCCAAGACCCUCUUAUGCACCUCGGCUUCCCGACCCUCACCAGGGGCCAAAAUCUCAACCUCUCCUGAAGUAACUUCUGGAUCAAAUGUGAUUAUUUCAUGUAACAUAAGUGAAACACCAACACCUAUCAAAGGCAAUUACUGGAUGAAGGGAGAGACAAAGCUUGAGUCCAAUGAGACCGCUCUGGAUUUUACCUCCUACAUGAUCCCCAAAGUGGAUUACGAAACCUCGGGAGAGUACCACUGCGUCUUUGACACCAUGCCCCUCUCAAAAGCAACGGUGUACGUGAAAGUUGCUCCCCACGUGGUGCCCUACAAGAAGACGGAGCACGGAAACGAAGGAGACGCCAUAACGCUGACUUGCAAAUGCAAUUCUUACCCUCCUGCUACCCAGUGGACUUGGUACAAGAUGGUAGACCAGGUGCCUCAGCCUGUUGCCAACGGCACUGAAGAAAGAUUCUACAUCCAAUCCAAUGGCACCAAGACAGAUCUUCGGGUCAUUUCUUUGGACCUGGAGAAGGACCCCGGGAUUUACGUCUGCAAUGCCACCAAUGAAAUGGGCGAAGGGAGUGCUGAGGUGACCCUGAAGGUGCGGAGCCGGCUGGCUGCUCUGUGGCCAUUCCUGGGGAUUGUAGUGGAGGUGCUGGUGCUGGUCACAAUAAUCUUCAUCUACGAGAAGAGGAGAAAGCCCAAUGAGGUUCCCGAGGAUGAUGAUGAUGGAGGCUCUGCACCCCUAAAAGGCAACACUGCAAACAACAUGGACAAGAAUGUGCGUCAGAGGAAUGCAAAUUAAGCUCACGGCAAGGUGACACAUGAAACCUAAGCAGACAACUUAGAUGUUUCUUCUGACACUUUCCUGCUGUAAAACCAAUAAUAUUUCUAGAACAUCCUCCUUUCCUUUUUUUUUUUUUUUUUUAAAAAAAGGAAAAC